Solanum verrucosum is the source of this 1436-nucleotide messenger RNA. RefSeq names its product probable protein kinase At2g41970. Bases 10 to 1086 code for a protein of 358 amino acids. The transcript is spliced from 7 exons. Lineage: Eukaryota; Viridiplantae; Streptophyta; Magnoliopsida; Solanales; Solanaceae. Gene Ontology annotation, biological process: protein phosphorylation. Gene Ontology annotation, molecular function: protein tyrosine kinase activity; ATP binding. The record is from RefSeq and is a predicted model, not a curated record.
AGAACAAUAAUGUCGUUUUCUUCAGAAUCAAAUCUUGUCAGCUAUGGCUUCCUUAUCAUCAGUGCCAUUUUGUCUAUCAUCUUCAUUAGUUCCAUCAAAUCUAUCAUCAAUUUCAUCAAAGAUAGAUUACAUCAUUCCCAUAAUCAAGAAGGAGAGUCAAAUGAAUCUCCUCCUCAAGAAGUUGUACCAAUUGAUGUACGUCCAGACAUGUCCUUGGAUGAGAUAAAUAUACUGACUGAUAACUUCGCGGAGAAAGGUCUUAUUGCUGAGGGAUCUUAUGGCCGCGUUUAUGGUGCUACAUUAAGCAAUGGACAGAAAGUAGCAAUAAAGCAAUUGGAUACUGAUUCUUCUUCAGAAUCAGAUCCUGUCUUCGCAGACCAGGUACAAAUGGUGUCAGGACUUAAACAUGAGCAUUUUGUGACUCUGCUAGGUUAUUGCUUAGAAGCAAAUAAUCGAAUCUUGGUUUACGAGUUUGCAACCAUGGGCACAUUGCAUGAUGUCUUACAUGGUAAAAAAGGAGUAGAAAAUGCUGAGCCUGGUUUAGUUCUUACCUGGAAUCAGAGAGUUAAAAUUGCUUGUGGUGUAGCUAGUGGCCUUGAAUAUCUACACAAACAUGACAAACCAAUUAUUCAUCGCGAUGUCAGAUCUAGCAAUGUACUACUGUUUGAUGAUUUUACCGCGAAAGUUGCUGAUUUCGAUUUAACAAAUCAGUCUUCAGAGGAUUCCACUAGAGUUGAGGAGAGUUAUGGUUACCAUGGUCCAGAGUAUGCCUUGGGAGAAAAGAUAACAGACAGAAGUGAUGUUUAUAGUUUUGCUGUUGUUCUCUUAGAGCUGUUGACAGGAAGGAAGGCAGUUGAUUAUACAAUGCCUGAAGGGAAACAAAGUCUUGUUACAUGGGCAACUCCACUAUUAAGUGAUGAUAAAGUUCAAGAAUGUGUUGAUCCAAAACUAAAUAAUGAGUACCCUCCAAGGGCAGUUGCUAAGGUGGCAGCUCUUGUAGGACUUUGUAUUCAAGAAGAGCCAGCUUUCAGACCAAACAUGUCAAUUAUGGUCAAGGCACUGCAGCCACUUCUCAACGCGGACUAAACCAGAGUCAGCGCCUUGUUCUACAACACACUUGAUUGAAACAAACAGAAACGGAUUCAGGAUUUAAAGUUCAUGAAGUUCUUAUUAACAGAUAUUGUGGAUCCGCCCUCGCAAGCAUGGGCUAAUUUUCAAUAUCAACAAGGUUGUGGUACAAGUCAAGGAUUCUGGUACUAGCAGAUAAAAUGUUGUUUCUGUUCAUGUCUUUUUAUACAAGUUGAAACCAUUUCAAAAUUUUGCUGUAACCCAAAUUUUUCUUCUUCUUUUUUGUAUUAUAAGAAAGAUACUUGGACAAAAGUUUUUUUUUGUUUUUGCUGAAAAGGAUGUUGUACUUACAUUUAUUAUUUACAUAA